Messenger RNA from Quercus lobata, 1107 nucleotides. RefSeq lists its product as uncharacterized. The record is from RefSeq and is a predicted model, not a curated record. NCBI's taxonomy places the organism in Eukaryota, Viridiplantae, Streptophyta, Magnoliopsida, Fagales, Fagaceae. Bases 1 to 1107 code for a protein of 368 amino acids. The transcript has a single exon.
AUGGCUGAGCUCGUCUAUUCGGCUCAGAACUUUAUAAAUGCAGAAGAUGAGAUCAUAGCCAAGAAAAGGAAGAAAGCUGAAAGGAUGGAAGCACACCCAGCACGCCACUUAGAACAAGGCCCUCGUCCAAAGAAGGGACAAAUGGAAGAUAAGAAGGAACGAGAUAAUAGGAAGACGGGUCCCUUAGGAAGAAGUCAGAACUACACGCCUCUAAACGCUCCACUUGAUCAGGUGCUCAUGCAAAUCAAAGAUGACCCUUCUCUACAAUGGCCAGAGAAGAUGAAAGGAGAUCCUAAUAAGCGCAAUAAGAAUAAAUAUUUUCGCUUCCAUAGGGACCAUGGGCAUGACACGGAUGAAUGUGAUGACCUAAAGCAGCAAAUUGAGAAUCUUAUUAGACAAGAAAAGCUAAGGCACUUCGUUGGAAGGGAUCAUAAAGAUGAGAAGUUGAAGGGAAAAAUGGAGGAAUCGUCCUGGCCCCUAUUAAGAGAGAUAAGGAUUAUCAUAGGAGGAACCUCGACGGGGCAAUCUUCCAAGUCAAAGAAGACGUAUCUCAAAGUGGUGCAAAACUUCCAACUCUCUGGACAAUCACCAAGGACGAGAUCAAUGGACGAGCCGACUAUUUCAUUUACCGACGAAGAUGAUGAAAGGAUCCAUCACCCGCAUGACGAUGCAAUUGUCAUUACUCUGCUUAUUGCAGAUUAUACAACCAGGAAAGUGUUAUUUGACAAUGGAAGCUCAGCAGAUAUAUUGUACUCUGCCUUCCAACAGAUGAGGCUUGGGCGGGAUCAACUUCGUCCAGUGUGCUCACCAUUGAUAGGGUUCGGAGGAAUGAAGGUGCAACCCAUAGGCACCAUUACAUUACCUGUAAUGGUGGGAUCAUACCCGCAGCAGAUAACUAGGGAAGUCAAUUUCCUUGUGAUAGAUUAUUCAUCCUCAUACAAUGCCAUUAUUGGAAGACCAACUCUGAACAGUUGGAAGACGAUAACAUCUACCUACCAUCUAUCAGUCAAAUUCCCCACGGAGUACGGGAUAGGACAAGUACAAGGAGAUCAAUUGGCAGCUAGAGAAUGUUAUUUAGCCAUGAUGGCUUUGGACGAGCAGGUGUAG